Molecule: messenger RNA, 955 nt
Organism: Microdochium trichocladiopsis
Lineage: Eukaryota; Fungi; Ascomycota; Sordariomycetes; Xylariales; Microdochiaceae
Exons: 2
Coding region: 296-814 (172 amino acids)
Biological process (GO): mycotoxin biosynthetic process
Source: RefSeq, a predicted model, not a curated record
CACCGCCAGCCAGAAUGAGCGCGACUCCUUCCUGCACACCAACAAGACGCACCAGGGAUCGAGACAGCACCGGCGCCAGCCAAUAUCAAUAAGUCGUGUGUUCAUCUGCAGUAUCUCUACACUUGUCGUUGGAGUGCUCGCAGGCUUCUUCGGGGCCCAGUGGGCAUCGACGACAAGGCCGCCUGACCGAGCCAAGAUCCUGCUGGAAGCCGGCAUCACGAACCCGGCCUCUCCGAUACCCCAGCAGGUCUUCACGAAUCGCAAAAAUGUGCCUUUCAUCCCACACAAGGAGUUCAUGGGCCCUUCCGCCGAGGCCGCGAGCAACUGGAAGAAGUUGACAGCUGGCUCCGACUCCAUCUACCUCUCCGACCCGUCCCGCUACGGACUCUCGGACCCAGGCAUCCGCGCCCCCUUCUUCACCUUCCACGACCCUCCCGCCCGCGCGGCGCUGGACUCUGCCAACCUGCACAACUUCUACGUCCUCAGCAACCUGCACUCCCUGCACUGCGUGCACAUGAUCCGCAUGCGGUACAACUCGCUCGUGUACGACGCGCCAAACACGGACCCGCUGGGCUCGAGCCCCAUCGACGUCGACUGGAUCGACCACAUGGAGCACUGCUUCGAGUACCUGCGCCUGAGCGCCACGUGCGGCGACCACAUGGUCUUUGAGAGCGACUCGCCGCCGGGGAGCCCCAAGAGCUACUGGGAGGGCGGGCUGAGCUGGGGGGUCGUGCAUAGCUGUAUUGAUUGGCAAGGGCUGAUGGAGUGGCAGGAGGACAUGGUGGUGGAGUACAACAAGACGUGGCAGCAGUAGUAGUUAGCAAGGGGAGGUUGUGGGAUAUAUAUAUAUAUCUAAGGCCCGUCUUGGUCAAGGCAGACUGGAAAAGUUCUGCUUGUGUUAUGAGUCUGCAGAUUCCACUCCAGGCGGCUGGGCGUCGUGCAAUGGCAAUCAAUG